Molecule: messenger RNA, 1698 nt
Organism: Rotaria socialis
Lineage: Eukaryota; Metazoa; Rotifera; Eurotatoria; Philodinida; Philodinidae
Source: the annotation of a GenBank genome assembly
AUGGCAUUCGUGAACCAAUCAACUAGCUCAUCAUCGUAUGAAAACUUCAAUGAAAAGUAUAGCCAAACCAAACAGAAUGUGACUAGGAGAGUGCAAAUAUUACUUGCACAAUUGAAGUCGAAUGGUACUCAUACAUCUCUACAAAUGUCUUCGGCUGGAUUCACUUAUACCGGUGAUGGUGAUACUAUUCGCUGUAAUACAUGUAAGUUAGAAGUAUCUGAGUGGAGUUCAGACAUGACACCACUUGAUGUACAUAUUCAACGAAGUCCUGAUUGUUCAUUUAUUCAAAAUCUCAUGUUAAAAUCUUUCAUAAAAUCUGAUAAUCGAGAAAACUGUACAAAGCGCCAAAAAUUAGAUUCAAAUUGUGAGCGAUAUGAGCAGAUCCGUAGAUUUUUUGAAAUAAACAAACUAAAAGAAAUCCGUCAUCGAACAUAUUCUCAUUGGUCAUAUGAAAUGAAACCGUUUGUUGAUCGAUUGAUUACAGCUGGCUUUUUCGCAACAACUGUCAAGGAUCGUGUGAUUUGUUUAUAUUGCGGUUUGAUUUGUCAAGAAUGGCAAACAGAAACUGAUGAUCCAUCAGAAGUACAUCGAACUCGUUCAUUAACAUGUCCCUAUGUUUUAUCAAAAUUAACACAACGAAACCCAUCUUCUACUGUAAUUUUAAAUGAAAAUUCAACAAUUAAUCAAACUCUCGACACGAGUAGUACUGUACAAAAUCCGGUUGAACAAAUUGUUUCAACAGCACCAAUUCAUCCUAACUAUAGUGAGAUUACACAACGUCAACAAUCAUUCACAAUAUGGUCUCAUGAAUCUGCUCCACCGGUAGAUGAACUAGUUCGAGCUGGUUUCUUCUAUACAGGUAUUGACAAUAAUCUAACAUGUUUUUAUUGUGGCGGCUCUUUGAAAAAUUGGAAUAUCAAUGAUAAUCCAAUAAUUGAGCAUGUCCGUUGUUUUCCUCAUUGUCAAUAUGCGAAACAGUUGUGUGGAGAUGAUCUUCAUCGAAAAAGUCAGGACACAAAAAAAGUUCUACAAGAUUGUGAUAAGGUGAAUCAACAAUUCAAUGAAGAAGGCAGAAGUGAUAAUGUUUCUCUUUCAAAUCAAUGUCAAUUACAUGUAAAUGAUCCUAAUAUGUUAUCUCGUUUUGUAGCUGCUCGAUUGGAUUUAUCGAGUUCACAAAAUUUACUAAAUCAAAAAUUUAAAUUAUCAGUUAUUAAACGUUGUUGGGAAGAUCAGUUACAAUUAAAAAUUGACGAUUUCGCUAGUGACAGUGAUCUAUUGGCAUCUUGCAUCAUUCUACAAAAGCAAAUCGAUUGUAUUAAAGGCGAGAAAGAAAACAUCGUCAUUCCUAGCAGAGAGAUGCAGCCGAUUAGUAAUACACAACAAUCUGCAUCAUCAUCUAUGCCAAUUACUUCAAAGGAUGAUUCUAUGAAGUCAUUACCAAAACAAUCAGAUUAUACAGCACACACGAUCGAUAUGACAACUGUAAAGAUAAAUUCAAACAAUUCAAAAACAUCAGAAAUAAACCCGACUAAAGUUUCAUCAAUAGUCAAUCUUUGUGUUAUCUGUAAUCAAGAGGAGAAACGACUUGCCUGUAUUCCAUGCGGUCAUCUCGUGACCUGUGCUUUGUGUAGUAAAACGCUUAGAACAUGUCCAACAUGUCGAAAACAAAUUGAAGCCUUCGUUCGUAUCUUUAUUUAG